This is a messenger RNA of Paramecium sonneborni, 692 nucleotides long. NCBI's taxonomy places the organism in Eukaryota, Ciliophora, Oligohymenophorea, Peniculida, Parameciidae. The record is from the annotation of a GenBank genome assembly.
AUGUCAGUGUCUUAAUUGUUAAUUAAAUUGUACCAUCUAGUAGCUGAUUAAAGUGACAUCACAUCAUUCUAAAAUUUUGUCAAAUCACAAAAUUUAGUUCAACAACUCACAAUCAUCAUUGAACAUAUCUAAAAUAACAAAAUUAAGAAGGAUUACAAAGAAUUAGAAAAAUAAUUAUAGAAAUAUGAAUCUGAAGUUAGAGUACAUAUAAGAGUAAUACCUUAUUAUAUAUCUUUCUAGGAAUCCUACCUCAUGAAUUAGAAGUAUGAUGAAAUGAAAAAUUAGAUCAAAUAAUUACAAUAAGAUAGAGAUGAAUUAUUACAGAAUACAAAAAAAACUAUGAAUGUACUAUUCAUUCGAUAUCUAGUUUUUAGAAAUUAAAAAAAGAGAAUGAGGAACUCUAUCAAAAAGUUAAAAUCUUGAAAGAUGAACUUAAUUACUAUAAGCAAAUUGAAAUAUGUACCCAACAGUCAACUAAAAUAAGUCACUCCAAAUUUAUAGAAAAACCUAAUAAACUCAAAGACAAACGAUUUCAUACAAAUACUACUCCUCAGAAAACUGUCAAUUCCUCUUUUGAUUAUCUAGUUAAUAAACGAUUAAGUUAGCAGAUUGUCCAAAGAAAAAAAAGCUUUUAAAAAUAAAUGUUUAGUAAGAGGAGAUCUUGUACAACUGAUUUAUCUAAAAGUAUGUGA